Mercenaria mercenaria is the source of this 11043-nucleotide messenger RNA. RefSeq names its product ets DNA-binding protein pokkuri-like. The transcript has 11 exons. Gene Ontology annotation, molecular function: DNA-binding transcription factor activity, RNA polymerase II-specific; sequence-specific DNA binding. Bases 1021 to 2301 code for a protein of 426 amino acids. Gene Ontology annotation, cellular component: nucleus. Gene Ontology annotation, biological process: regulation of transcription by RNA polymerase II; cell differentiation. The record is from RefSeq and is a predicted model, not a curated record. Lineage: Eukaryota; Metazoa; Mollusca; Bivalvia; Venerida; Veneridae.
AACAAUUAAUCACAUUAUUAUUUACCAGCUAAACUUUAAACUGACCAAUGCUUAAGUAUUUUCUGGAAAUUCUGAUAGCUCUACUUGGAAUGUAAUUGUUCAUUGAGAUGCGCACAAUAGACUUUGUGUUUUUUAAAAGAUAGCUAGGUCAUAAAAUAUUGUGAAGUUAUAAUGAAAUUGUGUUACUGUGUAAUAGGAUGGUGAUUCAGCUUCCUCCAGUUUGAAAUAUUUUGCAAUAUUUUACUAAAUGUGUUAAUAAUAUGUACAUGUCAAUGGAUAUUUGAUGUCUGAGACAACUUAAAUUCAUCAAACAAUGGUUUUAUGUAACAAGAUAAAAAAUUCAAGUUAACUGCGGAGACAUGCAAAUGUGGAAUUAAAUUUAAGUUUAAUAGAUUGUAUAAAUACCUAUAGUAAUAGUUUUAACUGGUUUGUCACUUUCAAGUUAAUGGUUGUGUGAAUUGACAGCAUGGUAAAUUCAAGUUAAAAUUUAUAUCUGCUUAGCUAUGGAACCGUAUUCAGACUUUUUGACUGUUAAUAAGAUUUGGUGCAAACUUUAAGUUCAAAAGUGCUUCACAUUACACUUCAAAUAUUAUGAGAAUUGUUGAUAUGAAAUGCAUUUUGAGGAAAAAAAUAAAAACAUAAUACAUUGUAUGUAUUUUGCUGAUAAGCUGCAUUGUAAGGGUUUGCAAAGUGAUAAGUGACAAAACUAUUUUAAGGUUUUCAUAUGGUGAUAGCCGAUUUUACAAACACAACGACUGACAGUUGGAUAUUUGCAAACUGAUAAUAAAGAUAAUAUAUUAUUCAAAAAAUGAUGUGGAAAAACAUGUUUUGAAAUUAGGAAGUUAAUUCAUAUAAGAUAUGUUUACUGUGUUGCAAAAAAUGAAAUGAAAGUCAUGGAAUAUGUGUUUGAGGCUUUUGGAAUACCUGCAACAUAAAUGAAACUUCAAAUGGAUAUAGAAUUUAUGAUUGUACGGAAGUAAAAAAUUGCUGACAGUUAGUGAAAAGACAAAGUCAAACAGAAUGAUGGAAUUAUUGAGUGUGGAUAAGACAAUGGUUGAUGUGAUUCCUGCAGACACAGACGACGUCCCGUCAAAGUUUUUGGAAGAGACGUGGGAACUUCCGUUUCAAGAGGAAUGUGAUGAAAUGGACCUUCCUGAUUCUGAUCCAUCUGUUAUUGUUGUGAAUGAACCUGAAAUUCUUGCCGAUUUAUUCAGCCAAAAAUUGCAUGGUUUUGAUAAGGAGGAAAACAUUAAAACUGAACAGCAACAAUACCAGUGUCGUAAAUUUUUCAAAAAAAUGAGGAUGGAGGUUAAUGAAAGACUAAUGUCGGACAGUGAUUCGUCGAGGUCGUCUGCGACAGAAAUGGAAACGGACAGUGACGAAGGCUGUUACCAUGUUCUACGAGAAGCUCGAAGAUUAAGAAAGAAGAUGAUGCGCAGACGAAGAGUGGAAACGUGUGAACAACAGCAGAAAAAUGGGCGACAGUUAGCUGCAGAAGCUUUACUGUGCAUGGAAUCGCCGAGCACAAGUUCUGAAAGUAAAACAUUUCUCCAGGGAAUUCUUCAGCAGCAACAGACAAAUGUAUUGCCUCCAAGUCCAGCUGACAGUGACAGUGGUGUUUCAAGUGAUCUGGAGUCAACACCAGAAGACAAACUACGCUUACAAGCAUACUUGACCUCACAUCAUUCUUCAGGAAGAGAUCAGUCACCAAACAGAGGCUUUGUCCCAUCUUUCUGCCAACCCCCACCUGCUCAUCAACCACUUCCAGCACAUUUCAACACAGCAACACACGUAGCGAUGAGACCAGAUGUUUACAAAAGCCAUACCAGUCCUCUCCAUACAUCACCAUCAGGCUUCCCAUUCAUGUCCGAGUCUGACUCCGGAACGUCAUCCACCACGCCUCCUUCAUCCCCGCUCAGAUAUAAAAGUAAAAAAGGUCGGAAACCAAAGUUGCCAGAAUAUCAUCAACAGCUCAAUCAACCAAAACGAAAAAGAGAAAGUAGUACAACAUACUUAUGGGAGUUCUUGUUACAGUUGCUACAAAACAGAGAAACAUGUCCACGUUACAUUAAAUGGACAAAUCGGGAAAAGGGAAUAUUCAAACUUGUCGAUUCAAAAGCAGUUUCAAAGCUUUGGGGUCUGCACAAAAAUAAACCAGACAUGAAUUAUGAAACAAUGGGCAGAGCCUUAAGAUACUACUACGCUAGGGGAAUCUUAAAUAAAGUAGAUGGUCAACGACUGGUAUAUCAGUUUGCAGAAGUCCCGAAACAGAUCAUAGAAAUAGAUUGCACAAAUGCAUAGUGAAAAAUAGUGGAGAUAAAAUCUCAACUCUGAAUUUCAUGUGAUAUGUGUCGUUUUGUGCACAGAAUAUUUUAGUCACAUGACCUGGUCAUGUGAUAAUGUUGAUCAUAUGAUCUGGACAAAAAAAAAUUGAAGAUAAAUUCAGGUUUCAUUUGCUAGUCAAAUCUCAAGGAUAGGCUGUAACCUGCCCGAACACUAGAGAGUGAAAGAAGGGAGAGCACUGGACACACUAAAUUUUAUUUGUGUGAGGAGAGUUACCUGUCCUGUGCAAUGUAAGUACUGGCCCAGCAAAACUGACAAAAGUGGACUACGACUGGCCUAAUUAUCUACGGGAAAGUUGGAUAUACUGUUUGCAUAUACAGUGCAGCAUGACAACAUGAACGUGUCUUUAGAUUUGAAUUAAAGAUCUGUUUUGUUUGCUACUGAGCAACAUAAAGAGAGUGAGAACAGAAGAAAUUUGUCAGGGAUAACAGUAUUGUUAAGAGUGUUAAAUGAUUCACCAUUUUGAUAAAACAUUGGUAUUUUUGUAAAAUCAAAUGGCUUUUGUUUCAUUCAAGUUAACAUUUCUCAUAAAGCUUGUUUAUGGUAUAAUGUUUUGCUAAAACAUAAAAUGUAUGCUUUAGUUAGCAUUAUAAUGUUUAUUACGUAUUCAUGGCCGUGGUUUGUGGUGAAAAAGAAAUGUUUUGAAGAUAAAAGUCAUUCAUCAAGCCUGUUUAUAGUGACAGUUAAGUUUAAUUAUAUUUUAUUGCUGGUUAUACAUGUGAAUGAAUACAUAAGGUUGCAGCAAAAUGAAAUGAAAACGAGAUGGGGGGUGCAAGUUUUGUCAGCAUCAAGUGGGCAGCUUUCACAAGAAGCCAUGUAACAACAUGAAGUAUUUGAGUUCAGAAAGCCAUUUAUUGUAUAGUUACUUUAACAAUGUAGAGACUUAUUGCAUGUAAAGGUCGUAUAAAUUCUCAUUAUGAUGUGCCAUGUACAGUGUGUCGCUGUAGUUCUUGUAUAAAUGUAAACCUCUAUCUUAUUUCAAAUGUACAUACAUUUAAAGUUCACUCCCCAAAGAGACCUGGCCUCGAGGCCGUACAAGAAUGUGGAGUCAGCUUUAAAAUGAUUAUGUCUUUUAAAGUUCAAGGUACUUACAAGAAAAAGAUUUUUGUUUUUCAUAUUUUAAGAUGCAUCAAAAUGAUUUCUUCCUUUGAGGAGAUUGGAAAUUUUCAACAAAAAAGUGAUAAAAAUUAUUUUGUUUUGCAUUGUUUCUAGAGUUUAUAACUUUGUAAGAAAUUGAAAAACAGUUAAAUCAUUUAACAUGCUUGCUCUGCUUUGACUCAUCAAAUAUCAGAAGUUUAUAAACAUAUCAGUAUGAAUUGAUUACCAUUUAAUAAAUUAAUAGUACAAAAAAAAUAUAAUUUAGUUUGAAUGCAUAUGAAUUAGAGAAAAAUUGGUUUGACUGAAAUGUAAGAGAAUUAUUUGAUUGUAAGAAUAGUGAAGGGGCUUAUCUCUGUGUUUAUGUUGAAAUGAGCCGUGCCAUGGGAAAACCAACAUAGUGGGUGUGCGACCAGCAUGGAUCCAGACCAGCCUGCGCAUCCGCGCAGUCUGGUCAGGAUCCAUGCUGUUCGCUAACAGUUUCUCCAAUUCCAAUAGGCUUUAAAAGCGAACAGCAUGGAGCCUGACCAGACUGCGCGGAUGCGCAGGCUGGUCUGGAUCCAUGCUGGUCGCAAACCCACUAUGUUGGUUUUCACAUGGCACGGCUCAAAUUCUUCUUACAUGUUUGUUGUAAAGGGAAAAGAUGGAAAUGGCAUGAUCCUGGGAGUUUUGUGCAGUGCAAUUAGAAAAAAAAUAACAUUUGAGCCAUGCCAUGGGAAAACCAACAUAGUGGCUUUGCGACCAGCAUGGAUCCAGACCAGUCUGGUCAGGAUCUGUGCUGUUCGCUAACAGUUUCUCUAAUUGCAAUAGACUUUGAAAGCAAACAGCAUGGAUCCUGACCAGACUGCGCAGAUGCGCAGGCUGGUCUGGAUCCAUGCUGAUCGCGAACCCACCAUGUUGAUUUUUUCAUGGCGCGGCUCAUUUUAUAAUGGAUAGAAAAUAUUACUUCAGCUCUGCUUGUCUUGGGGUAAAGUUCUGAUGAAAAAUAGUAGUAUGUAAAGCUGACAGCAAAAUCGUAUUCCUUUAUGUUUGUUUAAGUUAUGAUAUUUUGACUUUAAUUUAGAGACAAGUCCUUUAAUUGUAUGGUGUAAGCAGAUCUUUGUCUGCAAUUCAUAGCUCUCAAGUGCUAUUAUUUUCAUUUUGACAUUCAUUACUGUUUCACAGUUUGUUUGAGUGAUAUAAACAUUUUUUGUGUCUGAUUUGUCAAAACACAAGGACUUGUAUAUCCCACCCACAUUCCAAAGUUGGGCCAACUUGCUCACAAAUGUAUAAAUUUCCAUAUUCCAUUGACCACAGACCACUGACCACUGACCAUGUUGUAUAUUAUAUAUAUAUGGUAUUCCCUCAGGUUUUUACGAAAAUCACUUUUUGAGAAUGAGAAAUGGUUUGCAUAUUAUUUUUGUAUUUUUCAUGUGAUGGGCGAUAAUGUUUAUGUUACUGUUAUGUGGCUUACACUUACAGAUUAUUAUAAAUGUGCUAUGGUUUUUUUUUUGAUUGAUUAUGCUGUUUUAUGUUUAUUCAUGUGGUGAUUUAAAUAAGUUUUAACCUUUACCCUGCUAAAUUUCUAAAAUGGACUGGUCCAUCUAUCAGUUUGGGCAGUACCAACUAUUAUUCAAAGGGGUGUUCACUGGAAAUUUACUGACUGAAUACUGAACAAUGCAGAACAUGAUCAGCCUGUACAUCUGUACAGGCUGAUCUUGGUCUGCACUUCUUGCAAAAGUAAAAUCACUUAAACGCAAGCAGGCUAAAGAGUCAUUAAAAGCACAAAGAAUGAAAAGUUCAUCUUUGAAAGAAUUGUUGAAAAAUUUCGUAUGGUAUUGGUUUAAAUGAGGCAGGUUUUAAGAAAAAUAAAUUUGGCAGCUUUUUAAUUUCUGGUCCCCUUUGGUUUCAGCAUCUUCAUUUCAAUAUACAUCCUGUGUCUAAAGUUUGUACAUAACUGAACUGAUUAAAGGAAAAAAAGAUGCACCUCAGUGAACAAGAUUUAUUUUCUUUGAAGUGAAAACAUAGGCUUAACAAAUACUCUACUCUCCCUUGGCAUUUGCUGUGAUAAUGAAAUAUGAAUUUAAAUACUCUGAAAGCUUUGACCAAGGUGAGGCUUUGUGUAUAGAAGUGAGGCUUUAUCCAUUUGUAUUUGUCUAAAGAUGUUUUUAUCCAAAGUGAGACUUUGUCUAACAUUGUCUAAGGUAUGGCUUUAAAUCUAACAUGUUAUUUUGAGGAGCUUGACUUUGCCUAAAACAAGGCUUUAUGAAAUUUGAGGCUUUGUUUAAAAGUGAUGUUUUAAGUGAGACUUUGUCAAAGCUUUUAUUUGGAGUGAAGCUUUAUUCUGUCAUAGUACAUGUAUAAGGGAGUAUAUUCUUCCAUUAUAUUCAUGUGGAACAUUUGUUAUGUAAUACCCAUUCCAAACCUUGGGACCCAUAUUUCAUUCCAGUUUCUCCGAGGUCAGACUGAUAUAAUAAUAAUUUAUUUUCAUCUGGAGACAGGCAGCAGCAUGCUUGUGUCUUUGUAGUAUGGAGAUGAACCUUUUUUUUUAUUUGAGAUAUGAAGAAGUCGGUCUGAUUUUGUUUUGUUGUUUUUUUUUAAGACAGAAGAUUUUGAAAUACUUUGUUUUUAGAUCGUUUUUUUUUUUUGUUGUUGAUAUUUUCUCAUUUUCUUAGGCUUAAAAGUUGACAUGCAAUUGAAACAAUUUGUUCAAAUUUUGAAAUUAAAUCUGACAGUAUUUUUAUUUUUCAUUUUAAUGAAAAAUCUGCUCAUAGAGAGUGCCUUAAUGAAUUAUGUUUAGUGAAAAAUGGUGUUUUGAGUAUUUUUCAAGGCUAAUUAGUAUAUUUUCACAUUUAAUAUCCAUGUUGUUAUAGUAAUAGAUGAAAGUCAGUUUUUGGAACUUAAAAUAUUGAAAGAAGACUACCUGAAUACCAUAUUAAGCCUAUCUAGGCUAUAAAUCCCGUUACUAUAAAGAAAAUGAUUUUGGACAAAAUAUCUCUAAAAAAAUGUUUUAAGCUUGUUUUUGUUUUAGACCUUGUCAAAAGACAUAAGUUAUGGUGAUGGGUAAUCCAAGAAAUUAAAAAAAGAAAAAUUGUUUUCCUAAUUCUGACACAUAUAGAUGCUGAUAAUAAAGAUUGUAUAAAAAUGUUUAAUGUGCUCCACUGAAUGGUUUAGUCUGUGCAGUAGACAUCUGUUGGAAACCCCCAAAAUAUUAAAUGAUUUAUCAGUGUAUGAUAGAAUUUUGUGUUACAUAUAUAUUGAAAUGCAUAAUUAUGUAUGCCAAAAUGUGGCCAGUGUUUUCUCAGUGUUCUUCUUAAACCUGCUUGAGUUCCUUGUAUUUGUGUGUAACAUACCUGUCUCUUGAUAAUGUAUAUAGUUACACCUGUAUUUAUUGCAGAGGUAAUUUUUGUAAGAUACCUUUCUGUCAUAUACAUUAUACUUACAAAACAAGCUCUUCAAACAUUACAAUACCAUCAGCAGCCAUAAAAAAGGUGAUUGAAAAAGUGUUAUGAAGGACUAGAGGAAAUACAAAUAUUUUUAAGGUCCUAAUUACAAAGCAGGAGGUUUACAGUUUCGAUACACUUUAAAGGGGCAGUCUGCCAGACAUAUGUGAAUUGUUUUUAUUAAAAAGUUAUUUCAUAUCUUUAUAAUUGUAAGUAAAAAGUGGGAAAAAAUCAUUUAGUUCUGGACAGUAAGUAGAUACAAAACACUCGCAUAGUCUGUAACUUGUAUAGGAAAGCUAUCUUCAGUGUUAGAUAGAUGGUAAAGACCAGAUGUGAACAUAGAAAAAAACUUGGCUGUACUUUGUAUCACAUUCAUAUGAUAUCACCCGAAAAAGUACUGAUUUGAGAUUAGUGAUACUUUACAGUUAUAGUUUUUAUUUCAAUAAGGUCACAUAAAAGCAAAGACCUGCCCCUUUAAAUUUCGGAGAUAGUUUUUUACACCCUUAAUUGUAGGAAAUAGCUACUGUUUUCCUGGAGAUUAACUUAAAGCAAUACAUGAUAAGUUGCCUUAGUGCAAGAAGUAAUUAAGUGUUUAUACAGUGAAACCUGCAGUGAAACUGCACUUGGGAGACCGAGAAUGUGGUCUCUGUUUACAGAUGCUCAUUAUUUGCAGUUUGAUUUACAUGGAAAAUGUAAUGGAAAAAACAAGUUGUCUAACAGGUUAGAUUGUAUAUCGUACUAUUUAUACUUCUUUGCACAGGCAUGACUGUAUCAAAAUUUCCAUGGGCAUUAUAUUUUAUCUUUGUAUAUGCAUAUUGAUUGAAGUACUAAAAAGUGCCUAGUUAUAAUGCUGUAGAUUAAGUGACUUUUGUAUCAAUUUUUAUUUUGUUAUUUGAUAGACCAUAGGCCAUAUUCCUGUUGCUAAGAUGCUACACUUGCUGUCUAGUAUUUUGUAUAGAGAUAGAGACAUUUUGUUUUCUGAAUUGUAUGGGUGCCUCUAUUUGUAGUUUUUCUUUUCUUUAUUUCAAUAAGCCUCUGAAAACUUCAAAAGUCAGUUUGGUACUGUUCAGCCAUACACAUUCAAUAUGUGCAUUUGCACAUGUUAAACAAUAUCUGAAGUAUUAAAAGUAGAUGUACAUGUAGCAAGCAAAACACUUAAAUUUAUUACACAGGUUUUAGCAGACAUUUGUCAUUAUUUAUACAUAUUUACAUCACACACAUGUACGCAUAAAAGUACAAAAGGACAAAUGCUUCUUCAUGUACACAGCUUGUUUUAAAUUUUCAAGUAGCUCUUUUUAGCUCACCUGAGCAAUGCUCAGGUGAGUUUUUGUGAUCGCUCGAUGUCCGGCGUCUGUCUGUCGUCUGUCAACAUUUAGCUUGUGUAUGCGAUAGAGGCUGUAUUUUUCAACUGAUCUUCAUGAAAUUUGGUCAGAAUGAUUAUCUUGAUAAAAUCUAGACCAAGUUCGAAAAUGGGUCAUCUGGGGUCAAAAACUAGGUCACUAGGUCAAAUCAAAGAAAAACCUUGUGUAUGCAAUAGAGGCUGUAUUUUUCAAUUAAUCUUCAUGAAUUUUGGUCAGAAUGAUUAUCUUGAUGAAAUCUAGGCUGAAUAUAAAUAUGGGUCAUCUGGGGUCAAAAACUAGGUCACUAGGUCAAAUAAAAAAAAAAAACCUUGUGUACGCGAUAGAGGCUGUAUUUUUCAAUUAAUCUUCAUGAAUUUUGCUCAGAAUGAUUACCUUGAUGAAAUCUAGGCUGAGUUUGAAAAUGGGUCAUCUGGGGUCAAAAACUAGGUCACUAGGUCAAAUCAAAGUAAAACCUUGUGUAUGCGAUAGAGGCUGUAUUUUUCAAUUAAUCUUCAUGAAUUUUGAUCAGAAUGAUUACCUUGAUAAAAUCUAGGCCAAGUUCAAAAAUGGGUUAUCUGGGGUAAAAAACUAGGUCACUUGGUCAAAUCAAAGAAAAACCUUGUGUAUGUGAUAGAGGCUGUAUUUUUCAAUUAAUCUUCAUGAAUUUUGGUGAGAAUGAUUACAUUGAUAAAAUAUAGGACAAGUUCGAAAAUGUGUCAUCUGUGGUCAAAAACUAGGUCACUAGGUCAAAUCAAAGAAAAACCUUGUGUAUGUGAUAGAGGCUGUAUUUUUCAAUUAAUCUUCAUGAGUUUUGGUCAGAAUGAUUGCCUUGAUGAAAUCUAGGUCAGAUUUGAAUAUGGGUCAUCUGGGGUCAAAAACUAGGUCACUAGGUAAAAUCAAAGGAAACGCUUGUAUAUGCGAUAGAGGCUGUUUCUUUCAAUUGAUCUUCCUGAAAUGAGGUCAAAAUGAUUACCUUAAUGAAAUCUAGGCCAAAUUUGAAAAUGGGUCAUCUUGGGUCAAAAAGUAGAUCACUAGGUCAAAUCAAAGAAAAACCUUGUGUAUGUGAUAGAGGCUAUAUUUUUCAAUUGAUCUUCAUGAAAUUUGGUCAGAAUGAUAGCCUUGAUGAAAUCUAGGUCAAGUUCGAAUAUGGGUCAUCUGGAGUCAAAAACUAGGUCUUUAGGUCAAAUCAAAGAAUAUGUACUUAUACUCAAUAUUAUUGCUCCAAUUUUAAUGAUAAUUGGUCAGAAUAUUUUUUUCCAUGAAAUCACUAGGUCAAACAUGUUUACUCCGUUUAAUAUGCUGUGUUAUAGUGUGUUUCUCAGGUGAGCGGCCUAGGGCCAUCUUGGCCCUCUUGUUUUUUACAAAUGUUAGUGAAAACAAAACUGUCUAUAAUAGUAUCCAGUCUACAGUUGCUUGUUUUGUCAUAAAAUAGCUUUUCUUAUAUUUUUCUGACAUAUUUUAUGAAAUAUGGAAAACAAAUACUGAUUUGAUAUUAUUUAUAUGUUGAUACUGGAAAAUCUGUAAAUAAUUUACAAGUUACAUAUGUAAUAAGUGGAAAAUGAAAUGUUUUUUUUUCUUUUUCGUUGUACGAAAUGUGAUGUUUGUUUUGUUGUUGUUGAAGAAGCAACAUUUAAACAUUAAUGAUAUAAACUCAUUCAGCCAACUUGUAUGAGGAUACUUGUGUGCCUAGCCAAAUAGUUAAUACUUUUUUUGCCUUAUUAUAAUCAUUUAUGGUGCAGAAGGCCUAUGUAUGAAUAAACUAAAAAAAAAAAAACUUCACUAAACACUAGGGGGCUCCAUGGCAGAGUAGAUAAGGUCACAUACUUUGAAUUACUUGCUACUCACUGAUGUGGGUUCAAAACCUCGUAUGGGGUGUAGAAUGCUUCAUGUGAUGAAGCCAUCCAGUUGGCUUGGGGAAAGUUGGUUGUUCAACCCUUGUUCCCGCUCAUGCCUGAAAAAAAUGCUGGCAGCAGGGGUCUUCCUUCAAAAUCAGAAAAGCCACCAUAUGACCUAAGUUGUGUUCAUUUGCUGUAAACCAAACAAACACUUACAGAAUGCAGCUCAUUCUUAUUUCCGCCAAAAAAAUGGGGGUGAAUAUCAAAAGUUGGGUUUACAUUUAUACUAUAUGCUAUGAAUCGUUCUACUUAAAAAAAAACAACAAAUUUUGUAAUUAGACAUACUUAAGGAAUCUUUGCUAUCAUUGCUACUUUCAAGUAUGGUCGGGAACAAAACGAAUGUUGCCAGAAUGACAUAUGAAUAUUAUUAGUUGGGUAUAUUUCAAGCUUUAAAAACUAAGAUUUGAAUAAAAAAAAUUUAGUAUUUAAUAUCUGAAGUGCUUAAAAAGUGCUGAAAGAGAAGUACAAUUAGUCACCGUAGCUUAACUUUGGAUAAGUUCUGCUUUAUGUUAGAGUUGAGUGUUCAUGAACACAUGUACCAUGUACAAUUUUAUUCCUACUUGCCACUAAUUAGAAUUUUAGUAAUGUCAGAAUGAGUUUAUUCAGUAAGCACAUUUUCAUCACUUCAGGGCAAAAGUGGCUAACUGCAUCCACAUAUAAUUCAGCAGUUAACCACUUUUUCCUGAGAAGAUUUGUAAUCAGAGACAUCACAGAAUACAGUAAACAUUACAGAGCAUUAACUGUGCAAACAUUUGAAUUAGACUGAUAUCUACUAGCCAUACAUUUGUGAGUUUUCCACUUAUAUUCGCCACAUGAUUAUAGCUCCUUACUUUGUUAUAAGUUAUGUCUGACCAUAUAUUUAUUGUUAAUGUAUAUAUAUUUCAUUGAAAAAAAAUCACUCCCAAAUGUACUAAAAAUAAAAAUGUUAGUUGAAUAUUUUUACAAUCA